Messenger RNA from Eimeria maxima, 2868 nucleotides. RefSeq lists its product as hypothetical. Bases 1 to 2868 code for a protein of 955 amino acids. Gene Ontology annotation, biological process: centriole replication. NCBI's taxonomy places the organism in Eukaryota, Apicomplexa, Conoidasida, Eucoccidiorida, Eimeriidae. The transcript has 8 exons. Gene Ontology annotation, cellular component: centriole; centrosome. The record is from RefSeq and is a predicted model, not a curated record.
AUGGAGCCCUUAACAGGGCCUCAAGGUCCUGCAGCGCAGGCAGCAACAGCAGCAGCGACGGCCGCCGACAGAUCGUACACUGCGCAGCAGCAACAGCAGCAACAGCAAACACUCAGCCCUCUGCUGACGCCGACUCUGUUGGGUGACCUCCAGCGACAGCAGCAGCGUCAGCAGCAGCAGGAGCAGCAGCACCUCACACUCUCUCCUAAGCAGCCCGUGCAGUGGCACAGAAGCGGCAGCACCGAACAGGUCUAUCACCAACAGGUGCAGCAGCGGCAGCAGCAGCUCGUGUUGCGGCAGCAGCAGCAACAACACCACCACCACCACCACCAGCAGUUGCUGCAGCAGCGCCACCAACAUCAGCAUCCCCACAACCUUCACGAAGAAGUAGAGCGACUGCGGCAACAGUUGGCACAGCAGCAACUUCAGCUGCAGCAGCAACAGCUGCAGCAGCAACAGCUGCAGCAGCAACAGCUGCAGCAGCAACAACAAGACCUGCCGCAACAGCAGCAGCAGCAGCAGCAGCAGCAGCAGCACGUUGUAGCUCGCGACCUGCAGCAACAGCAACAGCAGGAGCAGCAGGAACGGCAGCAGCAGCAGCAGCAGCAGGUACCUGCUGUGCCCCUGUCCGCGUGCUGCCGGGUAGCGGCUCUCCCUUCUGCGGGCAGUCGCAGCUCUACAGGAGCAACAGCAGCAGCAACAGCAGCAGCAACGGCAGCCACAGCACCAGCAACCUGCAGCUGCAGCGGGGUCCCGGCCUGCCCGUGCACAGACCCCUCAUGGCACAUUCUACCUCACACAGAGGUGCCCCCUGCUGCUGGGCCUGCUGCAGCAGCAGACGCAGCAGCAGCAGCAGCGGCAGCAGCAGACCCAGUAACAGCAUCAAGAGGGUGGCCAACCGGCAACUCACAGCAGCACCUGCGCAGCAGCUGCUGCUGCAGCAGCGAGGAGCUGCGGGACUUGGGGCCUUGUGGUGUUGAUGGUUGCUGGUGCUCUGCUGCUGCUGCGGCUGCUGCGGCGGCACCAGGAACGGUGUGUAUGUACAGUUCACGCCUAAAGGUCCGCAUUGCAACGCAGGAGGACUGCAGCAGCAGCAGCAGCAGCAACAGUAUUGGAUAUGCCAAGAGUUUGUGCUUCAGGCUCUUCAAAGACAACGAGGGUCUGAGGGUGGAGUUGAGUGACCCUGAAUGUCCGCCCUUUUUAUUUAGCUGCAGCAUUUCGAGCAGCAGCUUUGCUGCACUGCAGCAGCAGCAGCAGCUGCGUGUAGACUUCAAAGCCUUCGGGUUUCGGGUCGUUGAUUUAGUAAAGGAAUGCAUUGCUGACGCUGCUUCGGAGCCGCUGCAGCAACGGCUUGUUGCAGUGUUGGUAUUGUCUCCGGAGGCUGCUGCUGCGCAGGCUGCUGCGGCAGCUGCUGCCGGCUUGGCUGGGUCGUCAACUGUCGCUGCUGCUGCUGCAGCUUCUCUGUCAUCUGGGGAAGCGGCCGCAGCAGCUGCUGCUGCUGCUGCAGCGAGGCGUGCCGUUGCAGCAGCAACAGCAGCAGCAGCAACAACAGCAGCAGUAGCCAAAGGGCCUGCUGCAGCAGCAGUGCUGCGGCUAAUAGAAACAAAUGCCUUUAGGGAAUUGGUGCAUCUUUACUUUGAUUUAAAGGCAGCAAAUGCUGCUGAGGUAGAGGCUUCUCUGCUGCAGCUUGCGCAGCAGCAGCAACAGAAUCAGGAAGAAGCAGCAGCUGCUUCAGAGGAGCAGCAGCGGCAACUGCUGCUGCACCACCAGCAGCAACAACAACAGCAGCAGCAGCAGCACGAGGAGCAGUGCCGCCACCUCACCCAGCGGCUUGACAGCGCAGAGCAAAGAGUGCUGCAGCUGGAAGCCACUGCUGCAGAGCAGCAGCAGCAGCUGCAUGCGUUGGAGCAGCAGUUGACUGAGGCCCGCGCUGCUGCGGCUGCUGCUGCGGCCACCGAAAGAGCAGCGGAGCAAGCGGCGAGGCAGUCGCAGCAGCAGCAGCAGCAGCAGGCUGAGGAGCUGCAACUUUUGCAGCAACAAAUCAGCAGAUUGCAGCAGCAGCUAGGUGACGCGCAUGCAGCAGCAGAGCAUGCAGAGCAGCAGCAGCAGCAGCUGCAGCAAAUCAAAGCAGAGCAAGCAGCUCGUGCUGCUGAGGUUGAUCAUCUACUGCAGCAGCUAGAGCGGGUACUGCUGCAGUUGCGGCUGGUGCUUGUUUUAAGGAUUGCCUCUCUUCUUUUUGUUUGCUUGUUUAUUCGUCGCUGUCUGUUUACUUGUUUCUCGGCCCUCCAUGCUGCAUGCAAGCUCCAGCAGAAGCAACAGCAACAGCAGCAGCAGCAACAGCAGCAACAACAACAGCAUGCGAUGCACGAAGCUCAGGCAAAGCUUAAGGAAAUGGAAGACGCACAGCAGCAGAGGGAGCAGCAGCAGCAACAGCAGCAGCAGCAACAACAACAACAACAGCAACAGCAGCAAAUGCUGCAGGCAGAGUGUCAAAACCUUGCAUCCCAAGUCCAGAGGCUUCAGGCAGAAUUAGAGGCAUCGAAAGAAAUGAAUGCACGCCUCAACAAGGAGCUAACAUCUCGUCAGCUGCAGCUGUACCUCGACCGCUACUCCAUGCCGCAGCAGCAGCAGCAGCAGCAGCAGAAGCACUCAGCAACAGAGGCAAGCUCUGCUGCCUUCACUACUAGUCCCUCCCCAAGCGUGCCUCCAUCUCCUCGCCAACAGCCCACGCCUUCAGUGCAGCAGCAGCUGCUGCUUCGGCAGCAGCAGCUUGCAGCAGCAGCAGCAGUUCCAGCAGCAGCAGCAGACUCUACUGCCAAACUGCUGGCUGCGCUGCGGCCGAUGCCCGCACCGUGUCGCCGCACUUAG